AGGGGGGCGGCUCGGCAGCGCUCACUCCCGCAGUCCCCGCGCAGGGCCGGGCAGAGGAUCAGCACAACUUCCCGGGCGGCUCCGCUCCAGCCUCCCUCCGCACCCGCGAUGGCUUCUCCUUCUAAGGCGAAGGAGGUUUUCUCCUCCGACGAGGAGGGCCCGGCGGCCGGCACCGAGGAGCACCAAAAAGUCAAGGUGUCCAGCUUGCCGUUCAGCGUGGAAGCCCUCAUGUCCGACAAGAAACCCCUCAAAGAGCAGCCGCUGGCCGCGGCGGGGGGCAGCGCCGACGGGGCGGCCGUGGGCACCUCCAGGAACCUGCUACUGCCGGGCCACGGCUCCCGGGACGCGCACAGCCCUCCCGGGGCGCUUACAAAAACCUUCGACACUGCUUCGGUCAAAUCGGAGAACUCGGAGGACGGCACGUCCUGGAUCCAAGAGGCCGGGAGAUACUCCCCUCCACCAAGACACCUGAGCCCCACUGCUUGCACCCUGAGGAAGCACAAGACGAAUAGGAAGCCUCGAACCCCCUUCACCACUUCCCAGCUGCUGGCUCUGGAGCGCAAAUUCCGUCAGAAGCAGUACCUGUCCAUCGCUGAGAGAGCCGAGUUCUCCAGCUCCCUCAACCUCACAGAGACCCAGGUCAAAAUCUGGUUCCAGAAUCGGAGGGCCAAGGCUAAGAGACUGCAGGAGGCUGAGCUGGAGAAGCUCAAAAUGGCAGCGAAGCCCAUGUUACCUUCAGGGUUCAGCCUUCCUUUCCCCAUCAACUCUCCCAUUCAGGCUGCCUCACUUUAUGGAACAUCCUACCCUUUUCACAGACCUGUGCUUCCUAUCCCACCUGUUGGACUCUAUGCUACUCCUGUUGGAUAUAGCAUGUACCACUUAUCCUAAGAAGAUCAGAAAGAUAAAGGGACAGUGAGACAGACUUCCUGAUGGAUCAUGUCCAACCCUGAGAAGACAGUACCCCAACCAGUACUGGCCGUUCUUUCUGCAUGCUUCUAUCUGACAUCCUGAGUAUACAGGAGUUUGGGUUAGCAAAGCAAGGCUUCCUGUAUACUAUGGUUGGGUGUCUUCUAAAAAUGCUCUGAGUGCUCAGAGUCUGAUCCUCAAAGAGAAAAAUAUGUAAAAACGAACAAACAAAAAACAAACAAACAAACAAAAAAAAAACCAAAAAAAAAAAAAAAAAAAAGAAAAAAAUUUAAAAAACCAAACAUUUGAGCAAAUGUAGGGGGUUUAUACAGUGCACGUAAAAUUAGAGUAAAAAGAAAUGGGUGAAAAAGCAAUUUCACCUUACAGAGGCAGAGAUUUCCUGACAACUUCUUGAUGGGGCCAAACACACAUUUAAAGUAGGAGCAGCACAUGCCCUAAACCCACACUCUCAGGUGUCAUCAAUUAAUAUGGGAGCGGGAGGCAAAAUAAAAAGGUAUGAUCAAGGUUUUGUUGUUUGUUUGGGGGAUUGU
This is a messenger RNA of Calypte anna (Anna's hummingbird), 1457 nucleotides long. It is a transcript of the gene MSX2, whose product is annotated as msh homeobox 2. Gene Ontology annotation, cellular component: nucleus. The record is from RefSeq and is a predicted model, not a curated record. Lineage: Eukaryota; Metazoa; Chordata; Aves; Apodiformes; Trochilidae. Gene Ontology annotation, biological process: embryonic morphogenesis; regulation of transcription by RNA polymerase II. Gene Ontology annotation, molecular function: DNA-binding transcription factor activity, RNA polymerase II-specific; RNA polymerase II transcription regulatory region sequence-specific DNA binding. The coding region runs from base 109 to 888 and encodes 259 amino acids. The transcript has 2 exons.